This is a messenger RNA of Culex quinquefasciatus (southern house mosquito), 1739 nucleotides long. RefSeq names its product retinoblastoma-binding protein 5 homolog (gene Rbbp5). Lineage: Eukaryota; Metazoa; Arthropoda; Insecta; Diptera; Culicidae. Bases 88 to 1572 code for a protein of 494 amino acids. The record is from RefSeq and is a predicted model, not a curated record. Gene Ontology annotation, molecular function: protein binding. Gene Ontology annotation, cellular component: Set1C/COMPASS complex. The transcript has 4 exons.
UCAUUUUGGUCGUGAUCUUCACGUUCCAGAUUCUAAAAUUAAUUACGAUUUUCGUCCAAACUACCACUUCCAAGUGGAUCCUUCACCAUGAAUCUUCAACUUUUAGAAUCGUUCGGCCAGAACUACCCGGAAGAGUUCGACGGCUCGCUGGACUGCAUCUCGUUGGCGGUAACUUGCGCGUUUAACAAGUACGGAACGCUGCUGGCCGUGGGUUGUAACGACGGCCGUAUCGUGGUGUGGGACUUUUUGACGCGAGGCAUCGCCAAGAUCAUUUCCGCCCACGUCCAUCCGGUGUGCAGUUUGUGCUGGUCGCGGAACGGCCACAAGCUGCUGUCGGCUUCGACGGAUAAUAAUGUGUGCAUUUGGGACGUGCUGAACGGGGACUGCGAGCACAAGUACCGGUUUCCGUCGCCGAUUCUGAAGGUGCAGUUUCACCCGCGGAACGAUAACAAGUUUUUGGUUUGUCCGAUGCGGUACGCGGCGGUUCUGGUGGAGAUUGGCGGCAAGCACCAGUGUUUGCCGCUGGACAACGAUGGGGAUUUGAACAUUGUGGCGUCGUUUGACCGGAGGGGGGAGCAUAUUUACUCGGGGAAUGCAAAGGGGAAGAUUUUGGUGCUGGACUCGAACACUCUGGAGAUUGUGGCCAGCUUCAAGAUUGCGGUGGGGUCUUCGAGUGCAACGGCCGUGAAGAGUAUAGAGUUUGCGAGGCGGGGGGAGGCUUUUCUGGUUAACACGUCCGAUCGGGUGAUUCGAGUGUAUGAUUCGAAGGAGGUUGUCACGUGCGGCAAGGAGGGCGAGCCGGAACCCAUUCAGAAGCUGCAGGAUUUGGUGAACAAAACGACCUGGAAAAAGUGCUGCUUCUCCGGGGAUGGCGAGUACAUCUGCGCCGGAAGUGCCCGCCAGCACGCGUUGUACGUGUGGGAGAAAUCAAUCGGCAACCUGGUAAAGAUUCUGCACGGAACCAAGGGAGAACUGCUGCUGGACGUGGUGUGGCAUCCCGUGCGACCGAUAAUCGCCAGCAUCAGCUCGGGGUUGGUUUCGAUUUGGGCCCAGAACCAGGUGGAAAAUUGGUCCGCAUUUGCGCCCGAUUUUAAAGAACUGGACGAGAACGUGGAGUACGAGGAGCGCGAGUCCGAGUUUGACAUCACCGACGAGGACAAGUCGGUGGAUUUGGCCGCCGAGGCCAAGCAGGACGAGGAGGUCGAGGUGGACGUCGUUUCGGCGGAACCGAUUGCGGCGUUCUGCUCGUCGGAUGAGGAGUACGAGGACGAGACGGCCCUUCAAUUUCUGCCGAUGGCACCGGAAGUGGAAGAUCCGGAAGAUGGGUGGGGAUCGCAGGAUAACGCCGAUGCGUUGGGCUCCGGAUUCAACAACAAUUCCGGCGGCGGUGGCCACGAUUCGAUGGGGAUGAAGGAAAAUGAACCGGGUUCGAAGAAGCGCAAGACCAGUUCGUACGACAUCUCCCUGGACAAUGCACCGAUUGAAGACGUUCACCCGCUACUGCAGAACAAAGCCAACAAGGACAAAGCAACGGCGGCAAGCAAAAAGGCUGCCGGACGACCGCGGAAGUAACUUCCCCCCUAAGAGGUAAGCAAGGCAUUUACAUUCGAAUUUUACACACCCAUUUUUAUUGGAACAUCAAAAUCUUCCGCCCAGAAAUUGUUACUUUCUGUGCCUAAACCCGGUUUUUAGCGUGCAAAGUUUAAAUAAGUCCUGUGUAAAUAUACCAUUUCCACAUU